This is a messenger RNA of Eurytemora carolleeae, 909 nucleotides long. RefSeq lists its product as uncharacterized. The transcript has 3 exons. The record is from RefSeq and is a predicted model, not a curated record. NCBI's taxonomy places the organism in Eukaryota, Metazoa, Arthropoda, Copepoda, Calanoida, Temoridae. The coding region runs from base 64 to 855 and encodes 263 amino acids.
GCGAAAAAUAUUAGUAGUUUUUAAACCUCGCUGCAUGCAACAUCCAGGCUAGUCUAGGAUCCCAUGAACUCCUUGAAGUACCUGACGAUGGUCACCCGUAGCAAUCAGGUCGCCAGCAUGAAGAAGUUAGUCGUAGUCAUCUUGUUCUCUAGUUCUCUAGUUCUAUCAGAUCCUGUUCCCAACCCAGAUGCAAACCCUGAUCCACAAAUAAACUCUCUGCUGACCGACAGAGCUCUAGCCGGCCAUCCACUGGCUCUCGGCGGCCAUCCACUGGGACAUCCGGUCAUGCACGCCAGCCACAAUAGUAUUUCGGCGGCCACCGCUGCGGCUAGGAAUCCGCAUUCUGGACUUCCUUUUCUACAUCCGGUUUUACAUCCGACACUUCCCAUUCCUUCCAUUCAACCAACACUGCAGUCCCAUGUGCCUGUUGGAGCUUGUCGUCUUAUCUGUUCAAUUCUUGAUUUAUUAGUGUUUAAUCCUGCCUUUUCAACCUUUAUAUCCCUGGUAAAAGCUGGAAAUCUUAUAUCCCUACUCUCCCAGCCUGGUCCAUUAACAGUAUUCGCUCCAACAAACGAUGCUUUUGAUUUAAUUCCGGCUCCACAAUUCCAGGCUCUUUUAGGGGACCCCGUCGGCUUGAAAACCCUUCUUUUAAAGCACAUGACCAGAGGUGUUAUUCACUCUAUUGAUUUACCCGCUGGGGCGGUUCCGUUGAUUACCGGUGCUGGGGAGCGGGUAACGGUUACCAAGCUACCAACUGCCGUCACAAUAACGAGUACUAGCGGUAUUUCCCGGAUUGUUGAAGCGGAUAAUGAAGCUAGUAACGGCAUCAUUCAUGUGGUCGACAAAGUGUUUUAAUUAUUCAAUUUUUAAACAUUUUCAUAAUAAACUAAUAUAUUUUUCGAUUGUCAA